This is a messenger RNA of Brassica napus (rape), 738 nucleotides long. RefSeq lists its product as uncharacterized. Bases 1 to 738 code for a protein of 245 amino acids. NCBI's taxonomy places the organism in Eukaryota, Viridiplantae, Streptophyta, Magnoliopsida, Brassicales, Brassicaceae. The transcript has 2 exons. The record is from RefSeq and is a predicted model, not a curated record. Gene Ontology annotation, molecular function: zinc ion binding.
AUGAAUGCAUCCUGCGCUGAAUACCUAGAAGGUAUUGGUUUCGAACAUUGGGCCCGUGUGCAUUUCAGUGGAAAGCGUUACGACGUAAUGACAAGCAACAUUGCAGAAAGUUGGAACUCUGUUCUUCGUGAAGCAAGGGAGUAUCCUAUACUAGCAUUAGUUGAGUUUAUAAUAUCAAAACUGAUGAAUUGGUUUUCGGAAAGACGUAAUGUUACCAACAAUGGAAGCGGCAGUUUCACCCCACGUGUGCUUGAGAUAAUAGCUGGAAAUUUUGAACAAAGCGGAGGAAUGCUUGCAAGCAAGAUUAAUAAUUUCAAAUAUGAAGUGAGGACCAAAGAAGGAGAAUCUUUCCACAUUUACCUUUCAGUAAAAAGUUGCAGUUGUAAUGUGUUCCAAACACUCAUGAUCUCCUGUUCACACGCCAUUUCUGCGGUAAUUAAAAGCAAAACGAGGGUGGAAACACUGGUUUCAGGAGUUUACAGUUUGGAGUGUCUUGCAACUGCUUACAAGGAUGAAAUAUUUCCAAUAAGCAACAACAUGACCGGAGAACAUCGGAACAUUGGAGCAGUUGAUAUGGAAGUCCUCCCGCCAGCGACCAAACGCCCACCAGGCCGACCACGUAAAAGCCGCAUAUUAUCAACCGGCGAAAUAAGGAUGAAAGCCCCGAGGAAGAAACAUGUUUGUAGCCGUUGUAAGGGAAGCGGCCACAACCGAGCUACAUGCAAUGUUGCCAUAUAA